AUGUCUCACACUAUCCUGUCUCUGCCUCUAAUCUCUCCUGCUAACCUGUCUCUGCCUGUUAUCUCUCCCUCUAAGCUAUCUCUGCCUGUUAUCUCUUCAGCUAUCCUCUAUCUGCCUCUUAUCUCUCCCGCUAUCCUGUCUCUGCCUCUUAUCUCUCCAGCUAUCCUGUCUCUGCCUCUUAUCUCUCCAGCUAACCUGUCUCUGCCUCUUAUCUCUCCCGCUAUCCUGUCUCUGCCUCUUAUCUCUCCCGCUAUCCUGUCUCUGUCUCUUAUCUCUCCCGCUAUCCUGUCUCUGACUCUAAUCUCACCAACUAACCUAUCUCUGCCUGUUAUCUCUCCAGCUGACCUGUCUCUGCCUCUUAUGUCUCAUGCUAUCCUGUUUCUGCCUCUUAUCUCUCCAGCUAUCCUGUCUCUGGCUCUUAUCUCUCCCACUAACCUGUCCAUGCCUGUUUUCUGUCCAGCUAACGUGUCUCUGCCUGUUUUCUCUCCCGCUAACCUGACUCUGCCUGUUAUCUCUCCUGCUAUCCUGUCUCUGCCUGUUAUCUCUCCCACUAAGCUGACUCUGCCUGUUUUCUCUCCUGCUAAUCUGUCUCUGCCUGUUAUCUCAUCCGCUAAUCUGUCUCUGGCUGUUAUCUCUUCUGCUGACCUGUCUCUGCCUCUUAUCUCUCCAGCUAUCCAGUCUCUGCCUCUUAUCUCUCCAGCUAACCUGUCUCUGCCUGUUAUCUCUCCCACUAACCUGUCUCUGCCUGUUAUCUCUCCUGCUGACCUGUCUCUGUCUGUUAUCUCUCCUGCUAACCUGCCUCUGCCUCUAAUCUCUCCUGCUAACCUGUCUCUGCCUGUUAUCUCUCCAGCUAACAUGUCUCUGCCUGUCUUCUCUCCCACAAACCCGACUUUGCCUGUUUUCUCUCCUGCUAAUCUGUCUCUGCCUGUUAUCUCUUCAGACAACCUGUCUCUACCUGUUAUCCCCUGA
This is a messenger RNA of Pseudophryne corroboree (corroboree frog), 969 nucleotides long. RefSeq lists its product as uncharacterized. The record is from RefSeq and is a predicted model, not a curated record. The transcript has a single exon. Lineage: Eukaryota; Metazoa; Chordata; Amphibia; Anura; Myobatrachidae. The coding region runs from base 1 to 969 and encodes 322 amino acids.